Molecule: messenger RNA, 1776 nt
Organism: Apis florea (little honeybee)
Lineage: Eukaryota; Metazoa; Arthropoda; Insecta; Hymenoptera; Apidae
Gene: THG
Product: tRNA-histidine guanylyltransferase
Biological process (GO): tRNA modification
Molecular function (GO): tRNA guanylyltransferase activity; magnesium ion binding
Source: RefSeq, a predicted model, not a curated record
UUGGAAUUAUUCUAACAUACUUAUUUGUUGUAUGAAAUAUAAGUUGAUAUUCAUAACACAAAAUCAUUCGAAAUGUAUAUAAUUUUUUUGCGUGUAAAUUAUUUCUUAUUAUUUCAUUGUUAUAAUAUUUACUUAAACGAUGUAGCAAUAAAAAUGGAUCAUCUUUAAAUGCAAUUUCUAAUAAUUCUAAAAUCGAGAAAUCUAUUGUUGAAAUAUGCAUAUAGCGUUCGUGUAAAUCCAUAUUGUUACAAUUUUUUUUUUUUUUAAUAUAUGUAUAUAUAUAUAUAUACAUAUAAAUUUAUAUUAUAUAUAUCUGUGUGUAUAUAUAUAUAAAUAUACUUAUAUAAAAAUAUUAAAAUUAUAAAUAUAUUUUUCGUUUAUUUAAAUAUUCUUAAUUUAUAAGAAUUUAUUACAAAUUAGUAUUUUAUUUAAUUUGAAUAUUUUUGUACAUAAUAACACAAAUGAUUAUACCUAACCAAUAAACGCACACGUGGCUAUUUAGAAAUAUACGUAUCAAGUGUUAAUUUAUUUCAUCAUAAAAAGUUAAUGGCAGUUUUUUAAUAAGUACGUUCUGAGACAUAUUGUGCACAUCUUAAACUGAAAUGAACUCGACAGUGGAGACUUCAACACUCAGCAGUUUCAGGAAAUGUUGUAUUUUCUGACAACAGGAAGCAACUUCCUGAAAAUCAUUAGCUUGGUCAAACAAGUGGUCAAUAGCCGGCACAUAAGUUUGAUGAGAAUGGCUAAAAGUAAAUUUGAAUAUGUAAAAGAAUUUGAACGUGAUGAUUGUUGUUUGCCAAAUUGUUGGAUUGUGGUUAGAAUAGAUGGAAGAAAUUUUUCGAAAUUUUGUGAAGCGCAUCAAUUUACCAAACCGAACGAUGUAGCUGCUUUGCAAUUAAUGAAUCGCGCGGCUAUUACGGUUAUGGAAGAUUUCAAAGAAAUCAUUUUAGGAUUUGGUCAAAGUGAUGAAUAUUCUUUCGUCUUUCGAAAAGACACUGAACUUUACAAACGAAGAGCUUCAAAAUUGAUGACAAAUGUAAAUUCUCUUUUUGCAUCAUCAUAUGUUUAUCAUUGGCCUCGUUUCUUCCAAGGCAAAGAAUUAUAUUAUCCACCGUCUUUUGAUGCUCGCGUUGUAUUAUAUCCUACGGAUAAAAAUUUAAGGGAUUAUUUAGCAUGGAGACAAGCUGAUGCUCAUGUAAAUAAUUUAUAUAAUACUUGCUUUUGGAAUCUUGUAUUAAAAGGAAAAUUAACUCCAAGCCAGGCAGAAGUUAAGCUUAGAGGUACACUGGCUUCACAUAAAAAUGAAUUACUUUUUCAAGAAUUUGGUAUAAAUUACAAUAAUGAACCACCACUUUUCCGAAAAGGAACUACACUUAUAAGAAAAUUAGUACCUGAUGGAACAGGUAGACUAAAACCUGCAGUCGUUCCAUUGGUAGAUGAUAUUAUUGGAGAUCGUUUUUGGAAAGAAAAUCCAGAAGUACUUGGAUUAAAAAGUUUAGCAACUUAUCAACCUCCAAAUUUAGUUAAUAAUGUUACUACAAAUCCAAUCAGAACAACAAAACCACCAUCACCAACCGCUAACAUGAAACAUAUUAAUAAUACUCCACCAUCUUCAGUUGCUAAUGUGAAUUCUAUAAAUGAAGAAGUACAUCCAGUAAGAAGUAGAGAAUCAGAUGGAGAAAGAAUGCAAUGUGAAAGUGAACGAAUUUGUAGAAGAUAAGCAGUGUUUAUGUCUCUUUUUUUUAUAAUAAAUUUGAAAAAUAUCCUAACGGAAAA